Messenger RNA from Echinostoma caproni, 1170 nucleotides. NCBI's taxonomy places the organism in Eukaryota, Metazoa, Platyhelminthes, Trematoda, Plagiorchiida, Echinostomatidae. The record is from the annotation of a GenBank genome assembly.
AUGUUACAAAACGACAAACUGAUAUCACUGCCGGUAUUUCUUGCCACAAAGGAACAGUUGUGUCCCGUUGUGGUAUCACCGCCACUGAACGAAGCAUUUGGUGAUACUUUAGCCAGUUUCACUCGUGUGGAGGAAUGGCCAUGGCAGCUGCAUACGAAUCACGGAUGUCAGGCAUUUAAAAAGAUUGCAGGAGAAGAACCCAUGAUCGCUCAAGAAGAAUUCGAAUACCCGCUCGCGUUCUCGUUCAAUAUACACACGGGUUUCACACAAUUUGCUCGCCUUCUCAGAGCUGUUUUCCGGAAGCAUAACGCAUACUGUAUCCAUGUUGAUCGAAAAUCGGAAAUGGCAUUUAGAAAUCAAGUGAGAAUUCUGGCCAAAUGUUUUGGCAACAAUGUGUACGUUAUCCCAGAGCAAGAGAGUUACAGCAUCCAUUGGGGUGACUUUGGACCAUUAGAAGCUUGGAUUCUGUGUGCGAAGCACUUUUUACAGUUAUCUUCAGUUCGUUGGAAAUACAUGCUCAAUGGGAGUGGUCAAGAAUUUCCUCUGAGAACCAACUGGGAAUUGGUGAAAGCACUGAAGGCUCUAAACGGAUCCAACAUAAUCGAGUCUGAUUACCCUCAUUCAGGAAGAUCCAGGGCGCCGUACCAAGAACUUUCGUUUAAGAUCACGUGGUUCAAAGGGAGUGUCUACACCGCACUUCGACGGGACAUGGUACGAUUUGCACUGACGAGCAAAUAUGCUAGGGAAAUUUUACACGCCAUUCGAUCGGAGACAGAUAAACGAAGAUUACAAGAUGAAAUAUUUUUCCCCACGCUGGCCUAUAAUCCACAGUUCAAUGCACCCGGUGGCUGCCCCAAGGUUCAUCGACCAAAUGAAUCUGAUCCCCGAUCCAUGUUCGUUGGUCGUUAUGUUGAGUGGUACACGACAUGUUUGAGUAAAAAGUCGCGACGUGCCGUCUGCAUCAUGGGCGUUAAAAACAUACCAAAACUGACCAGACGGCAAGAGUUUUUUGUCAACAAAUUCAUUUACGACUUUCAACCGUUGGCCUACGACUGUCUGGAAUGGUGGCUGUUCACAAAAGUCAGUCAUGAACGGGAAUUUGGUCAAACUGUGAUCGAUUUCGAUCCAUCGUUUUACAGUAAAUUGUACUGUUCUACUGAACAUCUAUAA